Molecule: messenger RNA, 2432 nt
Organism: Desarmillaria tabescens
Lineage: Eukaryota; Fungi; Basidiomycota; Agaricomycetes; Agaricales; Physalacriaceae
Exons: 3
Coding region: 130-2100 (656 amino acids)
Source: RefSeq, a predicted model, not a curated record
CUUGAGUCACUACAAGUGAGACCGAUGAUAUAAGCGGUUUGGCCUCAAAUAGGGACCUUUCAAUUCUUGUCCCGGCACCACGAGCGCUCUCCUUUCUCUAUCAACUACUCAAGCCAGCGCUCUCAUCGAAUGGCUUUCAGCUACCAGACCCUACGGGAGUUGGAACUCCUUCCUCCAUCACACCCGGAUUUGGCUAUAACUGACACUUCUCAUAUUUCUCGUGGCAUGACACCUCUAUCCGAGAGCCAAAUAGCCGCGCUUACAGGGCUCUCUGACGUUCAAAAAAGCAAACGGUCAUUCACGGCUUCUGUCGAUUCGGAUUUACUCUCUGACCUCUUAUUGGCAUUGGACAAGGACCUAUCUCGUUCGACCGCCUUCGCAGAUCGGUAUGCAGAAUAUCAUGAUGCCGUCAAAGACCAGUAUAAUUGCUUACUCUCUUUGUACAAUAAUGAUAUGGAGCUGGACGAAUCCGAUGACGACAAUGACUCCAAAGGUGGUCGUGAGACUCAUCCCUAUAACAAACUCCCGGUUCCCCCUCCCGAAACGACGGUUUCAGAACCAACAGUGGACAGUUUAUCAAAAGUGAUGCUGGUACACGCAUCAAGUAUCGUCCUGGACUUUAUCCCUGAAUGUCGCCCUCAGUACAGGAACAGGGUGCCUUGCGGUAGCCUUCCUGGACUCCAGAUUGUUCCCAGCGCUACGCUCUCCUACCCGAAUCGCUCUUCAGCAGGUCGUGAGCUUAGUACUGUGAUCAAUGAAGGAGUGAACCCGUUACGCUUUUACCUAGCAGCAACCGAAUUAGUCGAGCGGCUCAACGGUGUCGGGUCAGUCCAGCUGGACUAUCCUGGUACCUUUACUAACAACCAGGAUAAUUGGUGGCUCCUCUUAAACAAGGGUGCGCUGUACUUAACCGAAGUGAACCUUACUGGAGCCAAUAUUUUGCUGUACUACUCUUGCAACGCAUUUCUUGUGCUAUGGCGGCAGCGCAACGAGUCAUCGCCAGAUCAUAUCUUUAUCAGCGACGUGAAGGGAAACUUUCGUGGAAACUCCCUUGAGCAGCAGUUCUACAGUGUUAGUGAUGCUGGUCUCCAGCGUGCUCGCACUGUAUUUCCAGAGCCGGAUGGUGGCUACCGGCCAUACCCCCACAUCCACGAUGUUUAUUUGGCGUUGACUAUCGUUGCUGCUCUGGCUGUCAAUCCCUCGUAUGCUGAGCAGUUUCCCUCGCUGGAAGCUUUUCGGAUUCAGCGUCGGACCCUACCACCUGCGAAGCCAUCGAGUGUAUAUGAUGUGCACGGACAAGAUAUAGAACUGUCAGAAUCUGAUGGUUCAUCGAUCGACACUCUGGCUUCGUCUCCUCAUGGUCCAGACUUGACUCGUGCAUUGGAGACCUCCAAUCAACUUCAUGGCGGCACGAGUGAACCGAUACAAGCCAGCCUAGUAUGGGGCGAUUAUGCUUCCAAGAACUGCAAGUUUUCGUGCCUCGUUCCGACCCUGGUUGGACGCGAUAUCGUCGUCCAGUCUGAGAUCCGAAGUAGUAUCGAUGGGUAUACCUACCUGGUCAACGUCCGCGGGCUUGAAAGAAGGCUCGUUUUGAAAGUCUUUCGGUUUGAUGCUUUUGCGCAGGCCGAGUUUAGUGCCUAUAUGGAUUUGAAGGCGUUGCAGGGUAGUAUUAUCCCAGCGUGCUAUGGCUUUGGGUACGAUCUUGACCUACCGUGGAUCCUUCUCGAGUAUAUCAACCCUCCUCCAUCGUUCAUAUCACUCUCCGAUCUCAAGCAGAUUAGCCGUCCCCAUAGAGGCAAGAUUAUCCAUGCUGUCAAGCUGCUUCAUCAGUUGGGGUACAGACACGGCGAGUUGCUUGAUGAUAAUAUCGUCUGGACUGUGGAUGAGGAUCCUGUUAUUAUUGAUCUUGUGGGUGCGAGGAAACAUCGUUGCGGGACUUCGUGUAGGGAGGUCGAAGAUGUGCGGCAGCAUCUUGGUUUGACGCACUAUGAUGCUGAGUUGUGGUCCCUUGUCGUUAGGCCGACUCGUGAACAAGAAGCUGGGAUGUUUGUUGGUGGAAAGCCGCGCAGUCCUCAGCUUGCUGAGGACAUUGAAGCCUAAGCAAUUUCUCUUUCGUUGCAUUGUAUUUGAUAUAAGAAUGGAGUUGUAUGUACUUAUCGUCGUUCUGCGGUUAUAGGUGGAAUACUACCUAUCUAUAUCGUCUUCGUGGUUGGUCUCCAUGAAAUGAUUAAUAUUUCAAUAUAGCGGAAGAGCGACUGGUGCAGACAUAACUGGCGAGGAUGUAAACCCUACUGAUGAAGAAGCUGCUAGCGCGCUGGUAGUUCCAUCCUGCAUGGCUUUCUAUUGCACUACGUCGUUCUCCGGGAAAGAGAGCCGUACUGAUCUAUUAUUACCCGUGUGGCACCGGAGCCAAUGAGGACUGCAUUCAAACA